Thermochaetoides thermophila DSM 1495 is the source of this 1848-nucleotide messenger RNA. RefSeq lists its product as uncharacterized. The transcript has a single exon. The coding region runs from base 1 to 1848 and encodes 615 amino acids. Lineage: Eukaryota; Fungi; Ascomycota; Sordariomycetes; Sordariales; Chaetomiaceae. The record is from RefSeq and is a predicted model, not a curated record.
AUGUUUUGUAGUCACUACAACGCACAAGGCUAUCCCAUUACCUGCCCAUGCCGGCGCAGAGUCGAAGCUCUGCCCGAUAUCGAUAUCCACCCCAAAUGCCGCAACAAAGUCUUCCAGCAUUCCUUCGGCAUUGAGCUCGAAUUCCUCUGGUGGGUCCGCAUCGCCCGUGUUGCUGACCCUGAAGAACACAAGAAGCGUCACGGCAUCGACCCGACCAAGAUCUGCAUCCAGUCGCUCGAGAUCGGCCCAACCAGCUUUGACUCGGAGCGGAAAUGGGCCGAACAGCAGAUUGCCGAUGCCAUUCUCAAGGUGCGCGGCGCCCAGGUUCGUAUAGGAGGGGAGUUUGGCGCUGAGCUGAGGAAACAUCAGCCCCAGCAGCUGCUGCAUCCGGGCUACCUCUACGCGGAUGAUGCCUGGACGAUCAAAAUGGAUCCGAGUGUCGAUGAGGUGGCUAACUUGGCGAAGCACCUGCCCGAGCCGCCGGAGGAUGGCAGCUGGACGAACUGGGAGCUGAUAACCUUUGAACUAGCCAGUCCUGCGCUUUGGGAUAGGCCCCAGAGCUGGCGACAUGUCUACGAAGUCGUCCGCAACCUGCAGCAGAAGCUGUCUCCUGGACUGCGAGUCAAUCCAACGUGCGGCUUCCACGUCCACGUCGGCGCCGGCGUCAACUACGACGACGACUACGCCGAGUGGCUUUGCACAGAAGGCUACAGAAACGACGAUCCAAACAAUAACGCGAAAAGCCGUCCCCAAGCUCGCAAGCACACCCUCAGCACCCUCAAGCGCGCCGCCGCCCUCUUCUGGGCCGCCGACGGCUUCCUCGCCUCCAUACAUGUCCCUGAGCGCUUCCUUAGCCCCUAUGCCCGCUCCAUCCGCAUCGACUCUGCCCUAGCCCAGGACCGGCUCCCUCGCGCAACAGGCUGCUCGCUCCGUCCCAGCGACUCAGACUACCCCAUCCUCCCCAUUCUCGAUGACAACGCCCCUGACCAUGAUACCUCUCAAUCCCUACUCCCCCUAAAUCGCCUGGCCUCCAGAUCUUUCCCUCGCAUCCAGCCCUCCCAACGUCUCUCCAUCACGCGGCCCCUAGAAGGGCAGAGGCUCAAUACCCUCUGCCGCCACGCAAAGCUCAUGCUUGGUCCUGCCCCACCGCCCAUCGAACCUAGCAAGAUUAUUAACAAGACUGCGCUGAGCGGGCUGCAGAAGAUAAUGCAGCUGCGCACGCGUCGCGACCUCGAAGUCGCCUUCAGCGUGGCGUGGGCUGCGAACUCUGCCCCUUCGACGUCCUCGUCCUCCAGCCCCGGCUCCGGCUCCGGCUCCGGCUCCUCGGACCCGUUCGACUCAAACUCAUCACCCAGCAGCACGAGAACGGCGAACACAACCAACACAACAACCGCAACCACAACUACUAUCGACAACAACGAAGACUGGACUGCGAGCCUAAUCUCCCGCCGCCUAAACUACGCCAUACGCUGGACGCCCUCUGAGCGCCAAACCGUGGAAUUCCGCGAAGCAGGUGGCACCAUGUCGCCCCUCUGGGCGUGCAUCUGGGCUAGCAUCUGCGUGGGCAUGUUCCGCUUCGCGAAGAACGCCGAUGAUGCGCGGUAUUGGAGAAUCAUGGAACGGGUGGUGCAGGCCGAGAAGGGCGAGAAGAAGGGGAAGGACAGGAGCGGAGAGGAAUAUGAUGUCGUGGCGAUGCUGAUGGAUAUGGGGAUGUUUGCGGAGGCCUUGUGGGUGGAGAAGAUGGUGAAGACGAACCCGGGGAGUUUGUGGUAUCCUUGUUUGCAGUUGAAGUCGAGGGCGAGUUGGGGAGAGGAGGACGAUUCGGGGGAGGAGCGGGAGAGAUUAUAG